UGUAAAUAGCCUACAAUUACCAUAUUUUUCACAAACGUUGGGGCUUCUCACUGUGAUUAAGGGGGUUGUAGUUUUUUGUUGUUGAUAAAUGUGAAAUUCUUAUUGUGAAGCUGCAGUUGCAGAACUGAUCCACUCGGACUACAACGCCAACAAUUCCCACUCGCGCGCGCCUGCGUAAAACGGGCAAGGGAGCUGUCAGUAUCAAAUAGUGCUGGUCUGUUUUCAUAGAUUGCUGCUCUUGCGUUCUGUGUGAGGAGCGUUGUAUAGAAGACAUGAUGGAUGAAGAAUUAAAAUGCCCCGUUUGCGGUUCUCUUUUCAAGGAUCCUAUUCUUUUACCUUGCUCGCACAAUGUGUGUUUGGCGUGCGCCCGAAAUAUCAUUGUACAGACCCCAGAAGGCGAAACACCACCGCAUAGCCGUGCCUCCAACUCGGACUACGAUUAUUUGGAUAUGGACAAAAUGAGCAUGUAUAGUGAAACGGACAGCGGCUAUGGAUCAUACACGCCGUGCCUCAAGUCUCCAAAUGGGGUGAGGGUGUUUCCUCCGACUCUGGUGCACCGCCACUGCUCCAUAACGUGUCCUCUCUGUCACCGUAGUGUCUCUCUGGAUGAGCGGGGGCUGAGGGGCUUUCCACGUAACAGGCUACUGGAGGCGAUCGUGUCUCGGUAUCAACAGAGCCGCUCUGUCAACGUGAAAUGUCAGCUAUGUGACCGCAACCCUGUCGAUGCCACUGUGAUGUGCGAGCAGUGUGACGUGUUUUACUGCACACCUUGCCAGCAGCGAUGCCACCCUUCCCGUGGACCGCUGGCCAAACAUCGAUUAGUGCCACCGACCCAAUCGCCAGUUGCAGGAGGACAGCAGAUGCCCGCCGCCACCUUACGCAAACAGGGAACAUGUGCAGACCAUGACACGAUGAACUUUAGCAUGUACUGCGUCAACUGCAAGACUCCAGUGUGCAUGAAGUGUCUGGAGGGUGGCAAGCAUGGGAGUCACGAUGUAAAACCUUUAGCGGCCAUGUGGAAACAGCACAAGUGUCAACUGUCCCAAGCUUUGAAUGGUGUGUCAGAUAAAGCCAAGGAUGCCAAGGAAUUUCUGGUGCAGUUGAAGAACAUGCUUCAGCAGAUACAGGAGAACGGGGUGGAGUUCGAGGCCUGCCUGGUGGCUCAGUGUGACGCCCUUAUUGAGGCUCUGACGCGGCAGAAAGCCAAGCUCCUCACCAAGGUUACCAAAGAGAGGGAGUACAAGCUCAAGGUGGUKCGUGACCAGAUCACUCACUGCACUAUGAAGCUACGUCAGACUACAGGCAUGAUGGAGUACUGUCUGGAGGUGAUCAAAGAGAACGACCCCAGCGGCUUCCUGCAGAUCUCCGAUGCGCUGAUCAAACGUGUGACAUCGUCUCAGGACCAGUGGGUCAAAGGGGCUCUGGAGCCCAAGGUGGGCCCUGAGUUUGACCUAACCCUGAACACCGACCCCCUGCUUCAGACCUUAAUACAGCUGGACUUUGUCCAGAGCAAAGAUAUUCAGGAGACUCCAUUAUUGAAACAAAUGCAUGCAGGUGGACUGAAAGACACGGAGAGAUCAGGAGUGGAGUCUGCCACGGUGCCCCCGGCCCCUCUGCUGCAGCUAGAGAAGUGCUGCACCCGCAACAACAGUGCCACCCUGGCCUGGAGGGUCAGUGUGUUCCCUAGCAACCCCAUCGAAGGCUACGUCCUGGAGCUGGACGACGGCAAUGGGGGUCAAUACAGGGAGGUGUAUGUCGGGAAGGAGACCGUGUGCACCGUGGACGGCCUCCACUUCAACAGUUCCUACAACGCCAGAGUCAAGGCCUACAACUCCACUGGGGUGGGGCCCUAUAGCAAAACUGUGGUGCUGAAGACAUCUGACGUGGCCUGGUUCACCUUCGACCCCGCCUCGGCUCACAGGGACAUUGUGUUGACCAAUGAGAACCAGACGGUGAGCUGCAACAGCUAUGAUGACCGUGUGGUGCUGGGGACUGCCGCCUUCUCCAAGGGGGUACAUUACUGGGAGCUCAUGGUGGAUCGCUAUGACAACCACCCGGACCCUGCGUUCGGGGUGGCGAGGAUCAACACGAUGAAGGACAUGAUGCUGGGGAAGGAUGAUAAGGCCUGGGCCAUGUACGUGGACAACAACCGCAGCUGGUUCAUGCACAACAACUCCCACACCAACAGGGCCGAGGGGGGCAUCAGCAAGGGUGCCACUGUGGGCAUCCUGCUGGACCUGAACAAGCACACUGUAACAUUCUUUAUCAACAAACAGCAGCAUGGCCCCGUGGCCUUCGAGAACCUGGAGGGAGUCUUCAUGCCUGCUGUCAGCAUCAACAGGAAUGUCCAGGUUACCCUACUAACAGGAAUGGAGGUGCCAAAGAAUUUUAAGCAGCAGUAGCCUCCUAAGGUGUCCUGGCACAGUCCCACCAAUGUCAAAAUGUACUCCUCCUGCUCCAUCCCCAUCUGUUCUUGCUACUACAGCAUAUCUUAUGCUGUUUAAUGCCUACGAUCAAAUAUCACCCUUCUAGGGAGUCUUAUAUACGAGGGACUUUUGUAUAUAAAAUAUUCUGUUGUUUUUGUAAUUUUCCAGGUCCWAAUUGCAUCUCAAGCCGUACAAUCAGAUUCUGUGUUUACAGUCAAAAUGCCACAGGGUGCUUUAAUGAAGUGCAUCACUAGAACGAAAUCCGAUAUGAGGGUACAGUCAAGAGAUGUCCUACAGUACAAUUUCUCUACUUCUCUUCUCUCAGGUUCCUUCAUAGAGACUUUGUAUACUCCGAUUUCUUUAUAGGAAAUCACUGGUUGGGUUAAAUGCGGAAGACACAUUUCAGUUGAAUACAUUUCAGUUGAAUGCAUUCAGUUGUACAACUGACUAGGUAUCCCUCUUUCCCUUCCCUUCUCAUUCAAAAGUUGAGAAUAAUACAGCUUUUCUUAGACACAUUAUUGGUGAAAUACUGUCUUUGCAACUUUACAAAGCCUUUCCAUACCAUAAUUGGAAUAAAUUCAUCUGGAAAUCUGCUCAAUUGAAAAUUACCUAUGGGGAUUUUAUACACUAUACAUUUCAUUUAAGGAAAUUGAAUUCACCCCAGCAUAGAUCGUCAGAUCUGUGUAAAGGACAAAUCAGAGUACAAACGGUACCUACAAUUCUGUCACUAGAUGACAAAUCUUGGUUCAAAGUGAAGCCAAACCACUGUGACAUUGAGAUGUAACAUUGCCAUGUAUAUUUUGUCAAACUAUUUAAAAUACAAAUAUGUAUCUUUUUUCAAACGAUUUACUGUUUAUGCAUUGGGUUUUACUACACUAUUGAAAUAUUUAUUAAGAGGGUGUAUGCUCAUGUGAAUAAACAAGUAUUGUUAAAGGUAUUGUAAAGCAGUUAGAAAUAUUGUAUUGACAGACCACUAGAGGGUCAAGAUAGCAUGAUACUGUAUGUAAGGAAAUUGUAAAUAUGACUAAUGUGUCCUAAGCAUGCAUUCUAAGCAAACUAGUUUACUUAACUCCAUCUGUACAKAGUAAAACUAUUCCUAAAACAGUGAUAUGCAGAAGCCUUUCAAACUACCUAGUACAGUACAAUACAUUUGCCCCCUAGAGUUUGAAGUCAAAAUUACAGCAUCACUUUAAUUUCCCCAUAACAAAAAAAAAAAAGUGUUUAACCAUUUAUGUGACAAUUUAAUAUCUUAUGGGGCUCAAGCAUAUUAACAUACAAUGUCAGAUGACAACUUUAAUUUAGAGGGUUAAGCAGUGCGUUUGUGAUUUGUCCGAGGGGUCCUUAAUGGAAUUGUAGAUACUAGGCAGGCUUAUUAUCCCACAUUUACAUUUGACCAUGUCCUCAUAAAGUUCACAUACUGGUAUAUCAUUAAUCACGAUUAGAUGCAGUUAGGAGUUGUUUUGUAUCAUAUUCUGUAAUUCAAUUUUUUUUAAACAUUUUGAUCUCCGACUGCUACUAAAAGUGUUGCUUCAAAGUGAUGUGCCCUUAAUCCAAAAUGGUAAUAGGUUUUUGGAUUAAGAAUAAUAAAGCUAUUGUUAUUAGAAUACAAAUUCUGCUCAGUCUGUGUUGAAGCAUGGUGGUACAACCUUGGUGAAAAUGAUUUGUACUGUUCUUGUAUCCUCGCUUUGUAAAACACCAAAUAUAGUCAUGCAUUUUUGAAUGGUCUUAAAAUCUAAUGUUGGGUUUAUUUAGCUGUGUUUAAUGUUCUCUGAAGAGCCAAUGCCUUGUACAUUAAACAUGUUGAUAUGA
Molecule: messenger RNA, 4235 nt
Organism: Salvelinus sp. IW2-2015
Lineage: Eukaryota; Metazoa; Chordata; Actinopteri; Salmoniformes; Salmonidae
Product: E3 ubiquitin-protein ligase TRIM9-like
Cellular component (GO): cytoplasm
Molecular function (GO): zinc ion binding; protein binding
Source: RefSeq, a predicted model, not a curated record